CUACGGCGUCGACUUCCCCGGCGGCCAUCCCACCGGAAGGUUCAGCAAUGGCGACAACACGGCUGACUUCGUCGCGAAGAGCAUGGGGUUGAAGAGUAGCCCUCCGCCGUAUCUGUCGCUUGCACCCAACGGCUCCAGCCCUCUGCUCGCGCAGACUGCUCUCACCACUGGUGUCAGCUACGCUUCCGCAGACGCUGGCGUCCUCGACUCAACUAACGAGGGCAAGUGCAUCCCGUUGUCGACGCAGGUGGGCUACUUCAACGGCACCAAGGCGAAGAUGGUCGCCAAGAAGGGCGCCGCCGCGGUGAGCAAGCUGCUGGCCGACUCCGUCAUCCUCAUGGGCAUCGCCAACAACGACCUGUUCGUGUUCGCCGCCGCCGAGCUGUUGCGGGGCAGGUCGGCCGCGGAGCAGAAGAGCGACGCCGCCGCGUUCCUCACCGACCUGCUGUCCAACUACUCGGCCGCCAUCACGGAUCUGCACUCCAUCGGCGCGAGGAAGUUCGCCAUCAUCAACGUGGGGCUGGUGGGGUGCGUGCCGGUGGUGCGGGUGCUGGACGCGGACGGCGGGUGCGCCGAGGGGCUCAACAAGCUGGCUGAAGCCUUCGACGUCGCGCUGGGGCCGCUCCUCGCCGGCCUCGCCGACAAGCUGCCGGGGCUGACCUACUCGCUGGCCAACUCCUUCCGCCUGACGCAGGACGCCUUCGCGGACCCGAAGGCGUCCGGGUACAGCGACGUGGCCAGCGCCUGCUGCGGGAGCGGGCGGCUGCUGGCGGAGGCGGACUGCCUGCCCAACUCCACCGUGUGCAGCGACCACGACAGCCACGUAUUCUGGGACCGCUACCACCCGGCCCAGCGCGCGUGCAACCUCACGGCCCGGGCGUUCUACGACGGGCCGGCCAAGUACACGACGCCCAUCAACUUCAUGAAGCUGGCCCAGGCCAGUUAAUGGUUUCUGUAUGGCUGUCCACGAAUACUUAUUAGCCACGAAUACCUGUGAAAACAGCAAAACAAAAAUUGGGCACCGUUGGCCAUUAUACAUGGAAACUUGUUAAUUUCUUAGGAAUGUCAUGUGGCUCGAUCGAGGCCAAGCCAUGUACGUACAAGUUGUUCAAUUAUUUAUGCAUGCUGCUGC
Molecule: messenger RNA, 1132 nt
Organism: Zea mays
Lineage: Eukaryota; Viridiplantae; Streptophyta; Magnoliopsida; Poales; Poaceae
Molecular function (GO): hydrolase activity, acting on ester bonds
Source: RefSeq, marked provisional